Messenger RNA from Desarmillaria tabescens, 4644 nucleotides. Its product is annotated as STE/STE11/cdc15 protein kinase. Lineage: Eukaryota; Fungi; Basidiomycota; Agaricomycetes; Agaricales; Physalacriaceae. Gene Ontology annotation, biological process: protein phosphorylation. Gene Ontology annotation, molecular function: protein kinase activity; protein binding; ATP binding. The transcript is spliced from 11 exons. The coding region runs from base 1 to 4644 and encodes 1547 amino acids. The record is from RefSeq and is a predicted model, not a curated record.
AUGGCGGCUGCAGUACUUCCCAACGUCUCGGUCUCCGGCCCAUUCCCUAUGGCAUCCCACCAGCGCAUCUCAAACAACAAGAUGCCUCCGACUGCUUCGUCCUCUCGUUCAAAACAGCCCUCCUCUUCUUCCUCUUCCUCAGCAGCAGCAGCGAAUUCAUCCACAAAACCGUUUACCCGCCUUCGUUCUUCCCUUGAGCAGAGUAUUCGGACUGCGACGAGGUCUAAGAAGCAGGCACCUCCCAUCGACGACUUCGCGACUAUUACACCCAAGACCAGCAAGGGAAAGGAAAGGGAAGAUCCACAGAAAGAUAAAGAGAGACAUGGGGUGCUAAGAAAAUUGGAAUCCAAAGUCAACUUCCGUCGCGGUGGCAGAGAGUCCGUUACACCGGCCUCUUCGCCCAUUCCGCCUGCCGCGGACGAAUCCACCGACAAGGCUCUGCCAUCUCCCAAUUCACAACCUGUAAUUCCCACCUCAUCUUCAUCGACCAGCUCUGCCCUUGUUUCUCCAGCGCGACCAGCUCGAGACAGGACGCGAAGAUCGAGCAAUAACCAUCCGUCGCAAAUUUCACCACCAGCUCUCACCGAUGGUCGCUCCGUAUCCGGAUCCAAGGAACCAGUACUGAGGCAUAAGUCUACCAAAUCCGCUCCUCACAAUAUCUCACCUCUACCAUCCAGCCAAUCGGUAGAUCUAGCGACCCGUCCGCCAGGGACACCUUCAAAGCCUCGCCGUGAACUCAGUAGUCCUCCUGAUACGCCGACACCUGCGUCAGGGUCGCGAGGGCAACUUUCACCCAAAAUGCCUGCACAAAAUUCAGAUUCGCCAUCUGCCUGGGUCGUCUCCUACACCCAGCGAACCUCUGUGGAUUCGCGGCGACCGUCCAUAGACUCUCCGCGGAGACCGUCAAUAGACUCUCCUCGGCGGCCAUCUACUGGAUCCCCGAACUUAGCCAGAGACGAAUCUCCAUCACCAAUUCGACCGCGACCUGUAUCACCAAGUCAACGUUCAUACGCUCAGAACAGGCACUUCAACAUCUCAAGCGCUUCAUUGACAUCGCCUUCGGAUCCCGUAUCUCGUGAGCUUAUUAGGUCAGCUACCACGUUGCUAUGUAAGGAGGUCAAUAAGCCUCCUGUGCAUGCCACGCGAACGGAAGUAGGGGCGAGGGAUUGGGAGGAGGUGGAGAUCCGUAUGCGUGCCUUGUCACGGCUUGAACGAAUAUGGGGCAAGAGUAGUGCGAACGGCAGUUCGAGCAAUCUGUCUAACGUUGGUGCAUUGUCAUCCAGCGGACUUGGCGCAAGUGGCGAAGAGCGUGAACGUCGACUGUUUACGGAAGCACUGCGAGAUGGUUUCGUGCUGUGCCAGUUAAUGAAUAAGCUCCGCUCAAGCUCAGUCGUGCGCCCUGACCCUCGCGAAGACGGUUUAGUCAGAAGUUCUAACAUUACGAAGUUCCUCGCAGCCUGUUCCUCGUAUGGGUUGCCUGAUGACGACUUGUUUCAACGCGAUGAUUUAAUCGAGGCUUCAGGAGAGUCAUUGACGCGUGUCGCCACAACGAUUAUCGCGUUGAUCAAGUUCGCCGAGGCUCCUAUCGCCGAUCCAUCGAAGGUCCUGUCAGGUCAAACCAAGAAACCGUCUCCGGCAGGCCCUUACACUCAGGGUACGACUUCCCGGGCCGCCUCCUCCUCACCAAAUCUAUUCACCCAGAGCACUCCUCCGCCGACUCCGUCGCCUGGUCGCAAACGAUGGAACCCGUCUUCCGGAUUGCCCACUGUACGAUCGGAUAGUCCUGACGAGGCAUCUGUCUCAAAGAGUCAAACACAACGAGAUAGACCUAUUGUCGACGAUGAUCGGAGCAAAGAUAUUGCAAAGGUGUUAACCCCUCCCCCUAGGUCUCCCCUUCGUGCUCGUUCCACCAAGACGGUGAAUGAAGAUGAGGAUGGCCGUGGCCUGUUCACAUGCGCCGUGAACCCUCGUUCUUCUGUCGCUGACUCUACUCGUGCUUCCAUCGGCGACGCGUCCGUCCGGGACUCGGUUACCUCUAAUCAUUUCAUUCGUCAUUCUACUGUUUCGACCAUGACCGAUACCAGUACCGCUACCACAGGAACCAUGUUCUCUAGUCUCUUGGACGUCGGAAGGGCGACAAGUAGUGUCUUAAACAAGUUCGGUACCAUUCGAACAAUCACCACUGAGGCUACUUCCGAAUCACCCUCCAUAAGUCGAGCGGAAGGCAGCUUUAUCAUUGAAGAGCUAGCUCGUAAACGAACGGAUUCCAGUGGCAAGUAUGAUCGCAAGCUGAGCGAUGCCGCAAUUGUAGAUCUUUCCAGGGUGAUUGAGGAGACAGAUGAAAGUAGCGCAAGCUCUAGGGGUAACGGUCGCCAUAAAGCGAAGCGUGCUGCAGCAGAACCGGAAGCAGAAACAGAGGAAAAUAAACCAGAGCGAGCUCAUGCUCUUCGUCUUGGCAAAGGUAAAUGGCCAGAUGACUUCCUUGACGUUCUCCAGGCGCAUAAUCAACCUCGACCUGCCCCUGCUAAAUCAUCUACAUCGUCCGAUGACAUCGAUGAUCGUUCCUACACCCCAUCACCUACAUCCACAUCGGCCCCUCGAAAGCUUGCCAUUGUCGGCUCUAAUCGCCGGAAUGAGAGUGUCGAAUCUCUACCACAAUUUCCAAGAAGACCCACUCAACGUGCACGUCAUAGCAUUGACUCACCGGUUCUCUUACCCCGUGAACCUUCCCUUCGCCGGGAUGUCAGUCCCGACGCUGCCUCGUCAAGCAAGGCCAUACUUCGACGACAUAGUACCAAGCCUGCCCAGCGAAGUGGAUCUCUCGUGCCCAAGAAUGUCGAUGAAUCUCGGGGCUCGGAUUCGGACAAGAUGGUACCGUUUCCUCGAACAGCGUCUGGGGAGCACACUCCUCGCAUUUCUCCACACUCCUCGUCCGGAGACAGCCCCGCCGGAAGUUCCGAUGCCCCUCGUCCUCUCCGUGGUCGAUUCCAAAGCGACAUCGAGGGUAGCAGUAGGAGACGUACUCGUCCUAGCUCGUACGAUGAAUUGGGUGCCAAGCCUGCAAGAUCCCGGAUAGAGAGCAUGGUCAACUUGGGUGUGGCGUCAUCGGGGAACACAAGUGCUAGUGAUUUGCUGUCGCGAGAUUCGAUGGAGGGGAGUGCGGUACGCAAGCCACUGAUCAUUCGAGAGGAGGGAAAGCCACCGACCCAUUUCCAACUCGGUAAUUGUAUCGGUCGUGGACAAAUGGUGGCCGUUAAACGGAUUAGGCUUGAGGGGUUGAAGGAAGACGAGGUUACGACGCUGAUGAGAGAGGUGGAUCUUGUCAAGCGACUGUCGCAUCCAAGCAUAGUCAAAUAUGAAGGCAUGGCCCGAGACACUGAUACUUUGAGUAUCGUUCUUGAAUACGCAGAGAAUGGGUCCCUUGGUCAAACACUGAAGGCGUUCGGCAAAUUGAAUGAGCGUCUCGUUGCUAGCUACGUGGUCAAAAUUCUUGAGGGUUUGCAUUACCUGCAUACAAGCGACGUUGUACAUUGUGAUCUCAAAGCAGCUAAUAUCCUCACCACUAAGAACGGCAACGUCAAGCUUUCCGACUUUGGUGUAUCUCUAAACCUGCGUGCUAUGGAGCGAGAAAUUAAGGAUGUUGCUGGGACGCCUAACUGGAUGGCACCGGAGGUCAUAGAACUCAAAGGUGCCUCUCCGAAGUCCGAUAUCUGGUCGUUGGCAUGUACGGUGAUAGAACUGCUUACUGGAAGACCGCCGUACGGUGAUAUCGCCAACAGCAUGUCAGUAAUGUUUCGCAUUGUGGAGGACGAAAUGCCGCCAAUUCCAGAUGGCUGCUCUCCUCUACUGGAAGGAUUUCCUGCAACAAUGUUUCAACAAAGAUCCGGCCAAGCGACCCGUGCAGAUUUGCAGAAAUCGGAGGCAGUCCGAUUUUUGUCCCAGGUCGAAAUGCCAGAUACACCCCUGGGAGAAUAUCCCCACGACGAUGCGAUCAGCGGCUCACCUCCUCGUCGUCAUUCCAACUCAUCGGCUCGACCGUUGGCCGAUAACGACAUUUCACCUCGCGAACAUACCUUUGUGAAAACCACAUUCAGUAAACCCUUAUCUCCCAUUCCAAGUGUGCCCGUAAUGCCCCGCCCACUUGCGAUCCUCCGUGCUCAGCUAUUAUUAUACGCCCAUAUCGAUGUGCCUCCUGCUACCCCAAACACAAGCGCUAACUCACAAGUGCCUACUGCGUUCAAGUUCAUUGAAGCAUUCAAGCGGUCGCGAAGUAACCUUACUCCAGAUCAAGACUAUUCCGUAGCUGGCUCGUCAGCGUCUUCUCCGGACAAGGCUAGCCGUACCAAGGGCCCCGCCUUGCAGCGGAAGUUAACGAGGGAGCGGCCACAAUCGCUAUCGAGCAACAGUACUGCACCGAAUAGUUCUAGUCUCAGGAGUGCACCUGAAAGCACUGGAAGGAAGUCUACGUUUUCUACUGAUACUGAUGGUGGCACGCGUUCGAUAUCUCCCAUUGAAGAGGGUGAAGUUCAUUCACCGUCGAGGAUAGCGUCCGGAUUCUCAGACGAGGGUCAUUUUCCUGGAGCUUUGGUCGAUUCUCGUCGUCAUAGAAAGACCAAAUCCGCCGGUAACUGCAUCGUGCAGUGA